AUGCUCGAGCGCCGUGUUCCGCAUGCCAAUCCACCAGUGCAGAGCAGUGGGCUUGUCUCACAUGUUAACUGUGGCCGUUACGUUGGUGGACACGCAGUUCAUCAUCAGACUCGUACCGGUCAUCCGAUGGCACUCAGUUUCGCGGAUCUCUCUGUCUGGUGCUACAUGUGUGAAUCAUAUGUCCACAAUGAAAUUCUUAUUCCGGCCAAAAAUGCAGCACAUCGCUCCAAAUUUGGUGUUCCAGAUCCGCAACAUGAGACAUCCGCAGAAGACAGUCAGUAG
Molecule: messenger RNA, 282 nt
Organism: Gongylonema pulchrum
Lineage: Eukaryota; Metazoa; Nematoda; Chromadorea; Rhabditida; Gongylonematidae
Source: the annotation of a GenBank genome assembly